AAAACUUAUGAUCUUAAUAGAUAAUUGAAGUUUAAUUUGCCCUCACACUUCUUAAAAACUCGUUAUGGUAAUUCAUAUGAGGACUUGGUUGAGUAGGUGAGCAUUUGGAAUGAACCAUUCUUUCAAGAAAAGUCGAAAAGAAUCAAGGUCUUCAGAUUACUUAGUUUGUGGUGCGGAAAAUCGGGAAACCUAACCCCUAACAAACCAAUCAAUGAAUCCUGACCCGUCUUGAACCACAUUCCGCCCCCGUUCGUCCAAUAAAAUAGUUUUGCUCGGAUUUCGGUUACUAGUCAAAGGGACCGCACAGCUGUUUCGCUCAUCGCUUAUUCAUGAUUGAUUGUUUGGAUUGUUUUCAUUAAUUACCAUGCACGAAUAUGGCAAGGGCGCUCCGGGAACACCUCAAUCCACUCACAGAGCUGUCAAAUAUUUCUCGUUGAUGCGCAGGCGAAUGACCUCGAAGGACAUGACAACGUAUUCAAAACUAACUCUGCUCUUGGCUUUACUUCUCUAGCUUCUCACGCAACAUACAUACGUGUAACUUUUAAGGUAUUUGGAGAACAUUCGGUACACUAACAAGCACUUCAAAGAUGGGUUCUAUUCGCAUACUUCACGUGGUUUGUUUAUUGAGCUUGAUGUUGAGAGCAUGGCGCGCAGAUUGCCAGACUUCGCAAUUGACUUGUUCAGGACAUCUUGGAGCAAACGGGUUAUCGAAUCCUCAAACGCCUAUAAAAGGGAAGGAGCCACAAGUUUGUGUCAGUGAGACAACAUGCUGUACGAGACAAACGGAAGACUCUCUGCGGGUUCGAGCAGCGAAGAAUUUAAAGACUCUCCUGCAAACUGACUACGUGGCUGCUAAGAGUUCGCUGUUGUCUCUUUAUGACGAUUUGAAAGAUUAUUUUCAAGAUGUCAUUCAAGAGGGUCAACGCCAAAGUGCUCUUUUUCUGCUCAAUACUCAGAAAAAUCUUACCACAGCAGAGGCAAAUGUAAUAUCAACUUUCUUCAAGGACCUUCAAAACUAUGUGGUUGAUGACAAAGUGGAGUUGCAAGACAUUGUGGAUACUUUCUUUCGAAAUUCUUUUCCACUGGUUCUUGAGCGCAUGAACCCAGCAGGAAAGACUGUUUCGAGUGGGUACAAACAGUGUUUAAAAACUAGCAUUGAUUCAAUACAACCAUUUGGGAAACGUCCAGCUCAGUUAGUGGCCAGGUUUGAGCAGAUCUUUGAGCCAGUGCACUAUCUUUUAAGCACCUUAAAGUUUGGAAUAGAAGUGUUGAAUAUGGCGCAGAAAUUUAACUUAACAACUGGGUGCAAAAAUGUACUUUUGCAGAUGAAAUUCUGUUCAAUGUGCCAGGGUCUUGACAAAGUGAAACCAUGUCUCAGGUUUUGUAUAGAUACUGUCAGUAACUGUCUGACGUCUGAAAUUGAGCUUCAGGCAGAGUGGAGAAGCUUAAUUGGCACUGUUUUCUUGCUUAUGGAAAGUAUUGGAAAAUCUGAGUUGGAGGACUUUUCAAACUCUAUUUACAAGGAGUUGUGGAAUGCUGCAACAUAUGUGAUAGUACAGAAGGCUAAUGUCAUGUCACAGGCUUUGGACAAAUGUGGGAUACCAACAUAUAUUGACGCUCAAGCAUCAGAAGAAUCUCAGAAUGCAAAGUCUGUGUCGUCAGAACCAUAUGUGGAAGUACGGCUUUUUGCCAAAAUGGAGGAAGUUAAAAUGCAAGUGGAUGCUCUUAGUCCUUUUUUCCAAGAGUUACCCCAGGAGUUGUGUGUGAAGGAUGAACUUGCUGCUAAACAAACACACGUUGAUAACUGUUGGAAUGGCAAAUCUGUUGGAAAAUAUCCAGGUUUAGAUACAAAGCCAGGGGCUUUCCAGCCAUCAUCAGAGGAUGUGAACUAUUUGAAAAUGCUGAUGGGGAAGAUACAAGACAGAAAUCGCUUAAUCAAGAAGUUCAUUGUUGAGAGAGAUGAUGAGGAGGAUGAUGAAAGUGGCAGUAGCAGUGGAAGUGCUGAAAAUAACAUAAAUGAAAGUGGGUGUGGGGAAGAUGACGAAGACUGUGGUAGUUCAAGUGGGAAUGGGAAAAACCCCGAAAACAGAAACGAGAUUCCAGAUAACGAUGAAGACUUUGAUUUUGUUUCAACAACGAAAUCAAGCAAUGAAGUUGGUGAGAGUCAAGGUGGAGGUGUUCACACCAGCCCAAACACAGGCAAUGUAUUACAACGUGGAAACUCAUCUUCAACUCUUACAGGUCCCUUGCUUCAUUUGCUAGCUCUGUCAUUAUUUGUAGCCCUCAUAGGAAAGUAACAGGCUAAUGCAUGAGUCAGCAGUUUUUUUUUUUGUUUUUUUUGUUUUUCUCUAAAAGGGUAAUAAGUAACUUAAUAAAGUUCGUACUUCUGGAAAGUAUUCUGUGGAGUAUUAGACCACCAGAGCAAAAAAUUCUUUUAGUGGCUGAGGUAUUCAAUAUCAUUGGAUUUCAAUCUUAAAUAUUUUAAAGUGAUUAUUUGUCUUAGAUUAGCUUAACUGACAGUCACUUGUAGAAUAUGACAGUAAAAUAGUUGUUCCAGUAUAAAUAGUUUCUAUCAUGCAAAUGAUACAUUAUUUAUUUCUCCAACAAAAAUGAGAUAGAGAUUUCCUUUUUAAAUACUCUGAGGGAUAAUAAUAACUACCUAUCAGUAAAUGAACAGUAGUAACAUAAUGCAAGUGAUAAUUAAACUGUCAGACUUACAGUAGGCCAUGACAAAAAAAAUCCAGUAAUACUUUAGUCUUUGGCAUAUUUCUGAGGUUGUUUCCUGACAAAUCUUUUUUAAGUACUCUGGACUUCCACAAGUGAUAAUGAUGAUAAUCCGUUUGUUACAACUUACGACAUUGAAUCUUCUUGAAUGACUUUCGCCAGUGGUUGCACUGAGAAACACCAAAUACAAUGAGCAAUAAUAUUAUUGUUAUUAGAGCUCUUCAGGUUAUUAUCAAAGAAAAACUGAAUUCCCUGAUCACCUAAGGUGAUUCCUCAAAAAGAAAAGUUGUGGGAUGAUUUUUUUUAACUUUGCCUGAAAUUCAGCAAAUAUGUACUCUACGAAGCACUGUUUCAAAUAUUGAAAUCUAGUGGUAUUAAACAAAGUCAUUCUCUCAGACACUGAGAACUGGUAAUCAAAAAUGGGAGGAGUCAGUGAUUCUUUGCUAAUAACAAUGAUAAUGAUGAUUUGUAGUCACAGGCAUGCAUCACAUUACAGGCCUGAAGUUCAGCUGACCCCACAAGACUGAUGGAUUAAGCAUUGUGUAUGUCACUGUUAGAAAACAAGCUAGACAUAAUGGGAAAAGUUUAGCUGAUUAAUAUUUAAGUUAAUUUUCAACACAGUCAACCUGGAUAUUCUUGGGUUUUGUAUCUGAUGCCACUACGGAUGACUGUGCACUUGUUUGUAAGCCAUCUGGCCUGGGUGUUUUGAAAGGUGGAUAACACUAUCUACGGGAUAAGUCACUAUCAAGUGGAUAGCAUGGUUUGUUUUGUUAACACUUUUCCUCUGGAUAGCAAUUUAUCGGAUGGAUAGUUUUAUCCAACCUUCGAACAACUGGGACCAGAAAUAUUAGUCCUAAGCCAAUUGUUUCUGAAGAGCUUGAUAAAUGGUCUAAUGGCUCUUAAGCUAUAAUUUUAUGCACUGAUCUGUAUUCAAAAGUGCUUUUAUGACCGGUCAUAGAGAAAAUGUGAUUCAGCCUCCAUGGGAAAACAGCAAAGAUGUGUUGUUGUACCAGUAUUUAUUGAGGAACAUUAUAUUUAGACAAAAUACUGUCUACCCCAACUUACAGGUUAGAAUUAUGGGUUUUCUGUGAUCAGAUGUUUGGUGUCUUCAAACAUUUUUUUUCUUUCUUUUUUUUUUUUUUUCUUUUUCAAUCAUUAUAUUUUUUUAAUGCUUUUUGGAUGAUUUUGUAACAUUUUCUCUGGUAAGUUUUCUAAGUAAAUGUUUGCCAUGCAGGUGAUUACAGGAAAAUGUGCUCUGUUAAGCAGGCCAAUAUUAAAGGUUUUUUGAUUACCAACCUGAUACCAGUAUUUGGUAGUAGCAGUUUGUUGAUUUCUCGUUUUGAUUUUUAUUAUUAUUAUUAUUAUUUUAUUGUACUUCUUAUUUCAUGUGGUACUUUUUUCUGAAUUAGUUUUAUACAAGACAAUCCUAGAAACUAAAUAAUGAUUUAUAAUCAGUGUUAGGUAUUCAUCAAAGGUCCAUACAAGAUGACUCUAAAUCAGCUGCAAAAUGAGUUUUCCUAUGGAUCGUUUUCACAUGACAUCAUCAUUUUCCAAAAUCCAAAACUAAAGAGCCACCCAAGUUUUUAUCCUCAUCAGGUAUAACGCGAUAAAUUUACAUCUGUGUACAAUUUUACAGCUCAAUAGCUUGCUUUGUUUGGAAACCAGCGUAUUUUGAAUUUCAGAAUUCUGGCAGUGGCUGACACUGAGCUGGAUUGCAUUUGUCAAAAAAUAUAUCCUUAUCUCAUGAUUUUUAGCCUUUUUAGAAAUUAGAGCACUAGGAAAAAGUGCUUAUGUAAAUGCUUGGUUGGUCAAUACAGACAAUCAGUCGCCUACAUAGCUGAAGUAAGUGCCAGAUGUUUGCAUUUCCUUACAGGGCUCUGUAAAUUUCUGCUAAACAUUUCAACAAAUAUCUGAAGUUUGGGAAAUGCACAGGCUUAAAACUUAUGGAAGCCGCUUCUUUCUUAACUUAAUCCACAGAAUGGUUUUUGAUCUAUCUUUGACAUUGCAUGUCAGUGGAAAUGAUCUGUAGAAAGCUUUGUCACUUUGACUUCUGACUGCUAAUGAUUUUUGCUCUACGUAGGAAAUUAUAUAUCCUUUCAUUCUUCAUUAAUUUUCUUACUUUGGUUCUGACUUUUAUCCCAUACCAUAUUGAGGGACUACCCAGAAUAUGAGGCAUAUAAACAUGGAGUUUUAUGAACUUCAUACACAGCUUGUUUUAGUUUGUAAAACUUUCCAUAGAGAAGCACAAGUUUAUUCUGGAACCUCAAGUGAUGUGCACAAAUUACAGUGACGCAGGGAAAGCACAUCCCAUGUUUUUUAAAAAAAAUGGGUCAGCUACCUUUUCAGUGUGCCUUCUCCCCCAAGCAAGCAUGGGUAUAGCACUACCUUAUAAAAUUAUAUGUAAUUUUGUCACCACUUGAAAGCAAUACUUCAUUAUUAUGUAUAAUUUAUACAAAGUAAGAAUCAUCAAUAUUAUAUGUUUGCUAGCUUAAAGCAAUAUUUUAUCAACAAGUUACAUGUAGAUGUGACAUGUAGAUUCCGUUAUAGCAAUUAGAGAGAGAUGAAUUGUACAAGAAUGUGAUGUAAUGUAAAUAAAUGUUAUUUUGUUUAUUGAUAA
Molecule: messenger RNA, 5341 nt
Organism: Orbicella faveolata
Lineage: Eukaryota; Metazoa; Cnidaria; Anthozoa; Scleractinia; Merulinidae
Product: glypican-5-like
Biological process (GO): positive regulation of canonical Wnt signaling pathway; regulation of protein localization to membrane; cell migration
Cellular component (GO): extracellular region; plasma membrane; cell surface
Source: RefSeq, a predicted model, not a curated record